CUGCAGGCUAUGCUGUCACGGACCAUGUUGGUGCUCGUAGAGCUCAGGCACGGACGCGGCAGCCCCUGAGCUCGGCGCUCGGUGCCUUGGUCACGUGCGCGCCCUAGCGCCCUGUUCCCACGGCGCGCUGCGAUGCAGGUGAUCGGCGAGGCAGCGGCGCGCAGUGCGCACGGCCACUGCCCAGCACAGCGAGCUCGCCGGCACCUCUGGCUCAGCUCCACACCCUCGCCCACACCUCACCACCAGCGCCUCUCACCCCAUGGAGGAGCUCGGCAUCUCCACGCGCGCCGCAGAGCCGACGUUUGACGAUGUCGUCGCCGAGAAGACGGCCGUGCACCAGCACAUGGCGCAGGAGCAGGACACGUUCCUGCGCUACAAGAAGCUCACGCAGCACCUCGAGUUCCUGAGCACCAUGGAGGACUACGUGAAGGACGAGCAGCGGAACCUGAAGCGGGAGCUGGUGCGGGCGCAGGAGGAGGUGAAGCGGAUCCAGUCGGUGCCGCUGGUCAUCGGACAGUUCCUCGAGCCGAUCGACCAGCACACGGGCAUCGUCGGCUCGACGACGGGCUCCAACUACGUUGUGCGCAUCCUCAGCACCAUCGACCGCGAGCUGCUGAAGCCGAGCAGCUCGGUGGCGCUGCACCGGCACUCCAACUCGCUCGUCGAUGUGCUGCCGCCGGAGGCCGACUCGUCCAUCUCGAUGCUGGGCCAGGACGAGAAGCCGACAGAGACGUACGCCGACAUUGGUGGCAUGGACAUCCAGAAGCAGGAGAUCCGCGAGGCCGUCGAGCUGCCGCUCGUGCAGUUUGACCUGUACCGGCAAAUCGGCAUCGACCCGCCGCGAGGUGUGCUGCUGUACGGCCCGCCAGGCACGGGCAAGACGAUGCUGGUCAAGGCCGUGGCCAAUGCCACCACAGCCUCGUUCAUCCGCGUCGUGGGCUCCGAGUUCGUGCAGAAGUACCUCGGCGAGGGCCCACGCAUGGUGCGCGACGUCUUCCGCCUCGCGCGUGAGAACGCACCGGCCAUCAUCUUCAUCGAUGAGAUCGACGCCAUCGCGACGAAGCGCUUCGACGCGCAGACGGGCGCCGACCGCGAGGUGCAGCGCAUCCUGCUGGAGCUGCUGAACCAGAUGGACGGAUUCGACCAGGGCAGCAAUGUCAAGGUCAUCAUGGCGACGAACCGCGCAGACACGCUGGACCCAGCUCUGCUGCGGCCCGGUCGUCUCGACCGAAAGAUCGAGUUUCCGCUGCCGAGCCGGCGUGAGAAGCGUCUCAUCUUCCAGACGAUCUGUGGCAAGAUGAAUCUGGCGCCAGACGUCGACCUGGAGGACUAUGUCAGCCGGCCCGACAAGCUGAGCAGCGCCGAGAUCUCUUCCAUCUGCCAGGCAGCUGGUCUGCAGGCAGUGCGCCGGAACCGAUACGGUGCGCACACCGGCGUGCUGGUGCCUCUCCUGUCGCUGACGCUCGCUUGCGCCCCCAGUGAUCUUGCCUGCCGACUUCGAAGAGUGCGUCUCGGCGCCUGCACCAGCCACCCUUGCGCCAUACUCACGCCUCACUCACUCUGCAGGGCCUGGAAGCAAACAGUCAAGAAGGACGGCGACGGCAAGAUGGACUUUUACCAAUGAGCGCGCGGCCGUGGCAGGUGCUGUAUCUGCG
Messenger RNA from Tilletiopsis washingtonensis, 1655 nucleotides. Its product is annotated as putative RPT3-26S proteasome regulatory subunit. Lineage: Eukaryota; Fungi; Basidiomycota; Exobasidiomycetes; Entylomatales. Gene Ontology annotation, biological process: proteasome-mediated ubiquitin-dependent protein catabolic process. The record is from RefSeq and is a predicted model, not a curated record. Gene Ontology annotation, cellular component: proteasome regulatory particle, base subcomplex. Bases 260 to 1624 code for a protein of 454 amino acids. Gene Ontology annotation, molecular function: ATP binding; ATP hydrolysis activity; proteasome-activating activity. The transcript has 10 exons.